AUGUCUUCAGGUCAAGACCUUUGCGCCGUCCCAGUGGGGACAGCACCCGAUGGAACCUGGGACUUUGUUCACUUCCAGUCAUUGACAACAGCAAGCAUUGCGGUCUGUGUAGUGAUGACAGUUCUGGCCCUCCUCAUCGCUGUGCCUAGGGUUUACGUCAAUCGCCGGCGUCUCCUCAUAGCUGACUAUUGUACCAUCCUUGCACUUGUUUUCAGCAUCGCAUACCUGGUGCUUAUCUCACUUAUGGCCCGCUUUUACAGACAUGAUUGGAACCUUCCGGCCUGCUGGUUUGACGCCAGUUUUGCCAAGCUGCAAUUUUGUCUUGUCUUCUUCUCGGGCCUCGUGCAAUUCUUCCCGAGGGCGUCCAUUUUCCUGCUGUACCGACAGCUUUUCCAGGUUCACGGUUCUUGGGUCCACAUCGCAAUUUGGGUCGGUCUGGUCGGCACAUUCCUGACGAAUGCUCCCAACAUCCCCAUAUCAAUCGCUAUCGAAGCACCACAUCCCGGUGAGACCUGGGAAGACGUGUUGGUGAGACUAAGCAGACCUUCCAACGGGCACGACUUUCGCCUGUGGGGUCCCAUCCAAGGCGCGGCUUCUGUAGCACUUGACAUCUUCGCCUUCGUUCUUCCACUGCCCAUCAUCGCCAAGCUCAAUCUUGCCCCCAGGAAGAGAAAACAGCUGCUUUUCCUGUUCUCCACGGCGCUUUUAGGUGUCGCAGCAAGUAUAGUAGCACUGGUCUACAAGGUACAAUUACUGAUAAAAGAAAACGAAAAUCAAGGCGACGAAACGUGGCUUCUCGGCCCCGUGAACAUUUGCAUCGACGUCGAAUCCAACAUUGCCAUUAUUGUCGGCUCCAUGCCUGCUUUUGCCAACUUCAUGAGGAUUCACGUGGCUGAAUCACGCGUCUUCAUGAGUUUAUGGUCCAAAUUGGGCGGCAGUGAUCCAUCGGCGCCGGCAUCGUCCAAUAACGGGAACCAGCGGCGCCCUCUACAUGGCACGAUUGGCUCGCCAUUGCCCCGAAAGAAGGUCAAACCAACGUACUUGGAACUCACGGAUACCAAUAUCCUCAAAUCUGGGUAUACGAUUGAGGGCGGGGAGGGCCUGGCGACGACAACAACUGAGUCGGGUCAGCCAGGGAUUCUUCGGACUACGGCAGUCACACAAGAGUCGCACUUUCCUCGCUCUACGGAUAGUCUGGUCCGAAACUGA
Molecule: messenger RNA, 1209 nt
Organism: Diaporthe citri
Lineage: Eukaryota; Fungi; Ascomycota; Sordariomycetes; Diaporthales; Diaporthaceae
Exons: 6
Coding region: 1-1209 (402 amino acids)
Source: RefSeq, a predicted model, not a curated record